AUGUGGCUCAGUGCUCUAGUGGCAGUUCUCUCUGAUGCACCAGGCAGUGCUUUUGGUGCGGGCAGCUCUGAGGUGCUGUCCAGACUACUAGGCAAUGCCCAGACAUCAGCCAGUCAUGAGGGCCAUGGAAAGUCUUUGGCCACUGCCGUGAGCCCACACUCACCAUGCCCACCUCCCCGACUCUAUGAGAGCAAAGACCAGGCUGAGGGACAGAUUACUGCAUCCUCAUCUGGCUUACUAAAAGCAAACCGAACACAACAUGAGCCGCCGCAGGAGAAUACUGAGAUGCCGCCUGAGGCCAAGAAUAAUGAAACAUUGGGAGCUGUUGGGGGCUCUACUGGCACAACAGUAAUCAAACAAACUUCGAAGGUCUCUGGUAGUUCUGAAGUGGCCUCCCCCUCAGUGAAGCCCAAGAAAAAAGAUGAAGGGAAACAGAAACAAAAGCAGCAUGGCCUGGCAGAAGCUAGCCAGAAGCUUUUGAAACGAGAAAACAACCUCUUCAGAUCAGAGUCAGGUAACUCAAAGCACCAGGUGGUUCACAGAAAAGAUGAGGAAAAACUGAAGAUGGACUAUAAAACCCUGGAGUUGGAAGUAAGUGAGGUGAUCCGCAAAUCCCUUGACGACAGGAAUAAGGAGACCCUGGAAAGCGCUGUCAAUGCUAUACUUCAGGAGGAGGAACAAGACAAGCACUGGAAGGAGGCAGCUGGAAAGGAACGUCCGAGCUGGAGGCCCAUAAAGUGGCGAGAGAUGCAUGAUAUGCUGCUUGAGAAAGUGGUAAAAAACCGGAUGCAGCACGUAGAUGAGGAGGAACUUGGACCAGAAACGCUGAAGUGGGAGGUCUGCAACCUUAUUCAGAAUGACAUGUUUCAAGUGGUCAGAAAUGUGCAGGGAUGUUAUCCACCAGAGUUUGACAUAUGUAACGUGUACGCUCAGCUGUACCAUCAAGCUUUUUCUGCAAAACUCAGGCAACUGCCUCGACACAACAUCCCCAUAGAGGCAUGCAUCUUCAUACUGAAACAAGUUAGGGAUUACUCAAACAACGUGUUACAUCAGGAAGAACUGGAGUCAUACAUCAAAAGUGAAGCUCUAGACCCUUUAUUACCUGCAGAAUAUCUUGAAUCAUUGGAGGAGCAGUAUCUGUCACACAAAGAGAACGAAGUCAACACUCUGUUGUCCAAUGUUCUUAACUUAGAAGAUGAAAGUGGGAAGAUGAACAAAGCAACUGCCCUGGAUGUUAAACAGCUUGUUGAUGAAGUCAUGAAAGGGGCCAUGGUUCUUUUGAGUAACAGGGAAAAAGCUCAGCGGAUUCUGUAUCUACUUCCCAACUUUCUGACAAGAUACAAUAAAUCCAUAGAAGAGUUCCUCAAAAAUCAGCAAAGCAUCACUGAAAUCCUGAAAGCUCAUCUGUCUGGCAUCAAGGAACUAAGGAAUUACAUUGAGGAAAGAGAUAAUCUACCAGAUGAUGUGAAAGCAGUUUGGCUGUCCACUGCAGCAGAUAUCAGAGACUCCUGCCACAAAUACUUUCUCAGCCGCAUACACGAUAAUCUCAAGGUGAAUUACCGUAAAUUGUGGACUCCAGACUGGUUUUUACAGCAUCAUGAGAUUAUUCAGGAGCUGGAAGAUCAACUCAAUCAAAAUAUACAUCCUCUUAAGGACCUCAACUCUGCCUGUCUGCAGGAGCUGUUGAGCCAGCUGCAUUUUGAGGUCAUGAUUGAAUAUGUGAGGAGGAUGCUGAAGAGGAAACUGAAACUAAAAAACAAGGAUAAGCAAGAGACAGCUGCAGGCUUGCUGUGUGAGGACAGCUUCAGAAUCAACACACUGUUUAUCGAAAAUGGAUCAGACAAGCGGUGGCUAUGCGAAAUCCUGCCAAAGGUUUCAGAAGUGCUGAAAGAGCAAGAUUCAGACAUUCUUGAACUGGAGAUAUGUGCACUGCUGAAAGACCACCCUGACCUCACUGAACGCCAAGUCCAUUCAAUCUUGCAGCUGAGGAGCAACACUUCCUGUGCAGAUAAGCGCAUGAUCACAGAGUGUUACCAUCAAUCUAAGACCAAUAUAAGCAGCUCAGACCCCGCUCCACCUUUUUUCUGCAGAGAAGCCUUUGUUCUGCAGCAGGAUGAAAACACAUCCAGAGCUUUCACUCUGUGUGCCAUCCUCUGUCCUGGGUAG
Messenger RNA from Pygocentrus nattereri (red-bellied piranha), 2166 nucleotides. RefSeq names its product tumor necrosis factor alpha-induced protein 2-like. The record is from RefSeq and is a predicted model, not a curated record. Gene Ontology annotation, biological process: exocyst localization; exocytosis. Gene Ontology annotation, cellular component: exocyst. Gene Ontology annotation, molecular function: SNARE binding. Bases 1 to 2166 code for a protein of 721 amino acids. Lineage: Eukaryota; Metazoa; Chordata; Actinopteri; Characiformes; Serrasalmidae. The transcript has 14 exons.